AUGGCGGAAUUAAACAAGCAAGAUAAAGUAGUUGUAAAUGGAAACGAAGAAAGAGAAGAAACGAGGUUGUUAGAAGUAAUGGUGGCGUUAGAUUUCGACAUGCUAUUGGCUUCUCAACAAACCCAAGGCAAAUGGAAGGAAAUUGGAAGCUCCAGGGAAGAAAACGCCGACUUCAGCGGCGUUUUGAGGAUGUGGGAAGGUGAAGUAGUUCUUGAUUUCAUGGAUGACCGCCGUGUCGCUCUUGAAUCUGCCUGUUGCCCCUGCUACAGAUUUGGGAAGAACAUGAAGCGGGCUGGUUUUGGUUAUUGCCUUCUUCAGAGAACUGUUUAUUUCAUUCUUGUUGUUAGUGUGUUUCUCAACAUCCUUGCCUUUAUGGUCACCGACCGAAAUUGCUUCCUGUAUUUAGCCGUUGCUUUCGCCGUAUCUCUCGGUGUGUAUUCGGGGUUCUUCCGUAUGCAAAUCAAAAGAAAAUUCAAUAUUAUGGGUACUGAUAACUUGUUAGAUGAUUGCAUCUACCAUCUAAUCUGCCCUUGCUGUACAUUAUCACAGGAAUCCAGAACACUAGAGAUGAACAAUGUCCAAGACGGUACAUGGCAUGGUCGUGGUGAUAUAUGCAUAGGAAGCCACAUCGAAGGGAACAGACCAUUCUUUGAGCUCCACCAUCCUCAUCCUAUAUCAAUUAAGAUUCCGGAGCCCUGCAGUAUGCAAAACGGUUUAAAUGGAUUUCAAUAA
Molecule: messenger RNA, 732 nt
Organism: Gossypium arboreum
Lineage: Eukaryota; Viridiplantae; Streptophyta; Magnoliopsida; Malvales; Malvaceae
Exons: 6
Coding region: 1-732 (243 amino acids)
Source: RefSeq, a predicted model, not a curated record